Messenger RNA from Boeremia exigua, 2503 nucleotides. RefSeq names its product ATP-dependent DNA helicase-like protein II. Bases 281 to 2503 code for a protein of 740 amino acids. Gene Ontology annotation, biological process: double-strand break repair via nonhomologous end joining; DNA recombination; telomere maintenance. Lineage: Eukaryota; Fungi; Ascomycota; Dothideomycetes; Pleosporales; Didymellaceae. Gene Ontology annotation, cellular component: Ku70:Ku80 complex; nucleus. The transcript is spliced from 5 exons. Gene Ontology annotation, molecular function: telomeric repeat DNA binding; double-stranded DNA binding; damaged DNA binding. The record is from RefSeq and is a predicted model, not a curated record.
ACGACCUUGACAUGACCAGACGUUGAUGUCGCUGUCUUGGGUUAGCGCGCCACGUGAGCCCGCGUGCUCGAAUGUCCAAGCUCCGCGUUUGCCUAGCAGGAAGCACCUCUGCUGCCUCGUCGACGCGCUUAUCACGUCGCCUUUGCCGUCACUCCUUUAGCAAGUAUCGUGCUGUUGUCCAUUGUCACUCCUGCACACUACAGCUGGUACGGGCAGGCAAACACCAUCAUAGCCAUCAUCAACGCACAGAAAGAGCUGGGAGUUGCAAUUCACCGCAAGCAUGGCGGGCAAGGAAGCGACGAUAUACAUUCUUGAUCUCGGCGCGUCAAUGGGCCGGAAACGCCAUGGACGCGACCACACAGAUCUCGACUGGGCUCUGGACUACGUGUGGGACAAGAUCACGACUACAGUAUGCAGACGUUCCUUUGGCGAUCUAGUUGCGACCGGCAGGAAAACGGCGCUAAUGAGCGUCGUUGGAUGUCGCACUGACGAGACAGACCUCAAUGGUGUCAUGGAAGAGGCGGAGGGCUAUGAGAAUAUCACAGUGUUCUCGGAGCUGAAACAAUACCUGUUGGGCGACAUACGGAGACUGCAAGAGAAGCUGAAGCCUAGCAAGACCAACGAUGGAGACUUGGUUUCGGCACUGGCAGUCGCCGUGCAUCUGAUGGACAGCGCAACCCAGAACAAAGCUGGAAAGCCGCUGAAGUAUGACCGUCGCAUCAUCAUCGUGACUGAUGGGAAUGGCGAGAUGGACGGUGACGACUUAGCGGACAUUGCGGCGAAGAUCAAGGAUGUCGAGGCGCCGAUCGAAAUCGUCCUUCUCGGCGUCGACUUUGAUGAUCCUGAUUUUGGCUACAAGGAGGAAGACAAGGAAACCACAAAGGCCGAGAACGAAGAAGUGUUGAAGAGCUUCAUUGAUAACUGUGACGGCAACUUCGGUACCCUCGCCGAGGCCAUUGAGCAGCUGGACAUCCCGCGCCUGAAGCAAACGCGGCCGGUGCCCAGCUACAGAGGCCCGCUCACUCUCGGAGAUGCGGCCAAGUACGAUGCGACACUGACAAUCGACGUCGAACGGUACCCCUGCACAAUGCUUGCCAAACCUCCAACAGCAAGCUCGUUCGUUGUUCGAGGAGAGCUCGGGGCAGCGGGUCCCAGCGACGAACCCUCGAACGGCAUAGUCGGUGAAGACCACCCGAUGAGCGACCUGGCGGCGGUGCGGCACCAGCGAGGGUAUCAGGUCGAGGAUCCAAACGAGCCGGGCGCUAAGAAGAACGUCGACAUGGAAGACCUCGAGAAGGGAUUCGAGUACGGGCGGACGGCAGUGCAUGUUGCAGAGUCUGACAUGAACGUCAUAAAACUCGAAACAAGCGCUGCGUUUGAGAUCAUCGGCUUCAUAAGGGAAGAAGAGUUCGACCGCUUCAUGCCGAUGAGUCGGACAAACUACAUCGUUCCUCAGAAGGGCAACCAACAAGCUCAACUGGCGCUGUCAUCGUUCAUCCACGCGCUCCACGAAGGCGAACUGAACGCCGUGGCUCGCUUCGUCUCCAAGGAGAACAAACCACCCAUCGUCCUCCUCCUGUCACCACGCAUAGAGCCCGACUUCGAAUGUCUCGUCGACGUCGAGCUCCCCUUCGAGGAAGACAUCCGGCGCUACAAGUUCCCGCCGCUCGACCGCAAGCUGACCGUGAGCGGGAAGGUGAUAACCGAGCACCGCGACCUGCCCACCGCGGAUCUUACCUCUGCGAUGGACGCCUACGUCGACGCCAUGGACCUCUCUACUUUCGCCGAGGACGAAGAUGGCAACCCCGACGAAUACGCAAAGCCAGAGGACACCUACGCGCCCCUCGUCCACCGCAUAAACCACAUCAUCCGCUGGCGCGCCACGCACCCCGAUCCCACCCUCCCCAUCCCCGACCCCCCCGCCAUCCUGACAAAAUACUCCACCCCCCCAUCCGACCUCACAGCCCGCACAGCCCGCGCCCUCGCGACUCUGACCACGGCCGCGGACCUCAAGAAAGUCCCCCCCAAAGCCAAAGGCCGCGGAAAGCGCCUGCACAAGGAGCGCGCCACGCCGCUCUCAGGCCUCGACGUAUCCGCGCUCCUCGGCACCCCCUCGUCAACCCUCGACCCCGCGAACCUCGUGCCCUCGUUCAAACAAGCCCUGUCCGCUGCAUCUUCGCUGGCCGAUAUCCAAUCCGCCGCUGACGCCAUGGCGGUGCAUAUCCGCCGGCUCGUAAGAGACAGCGUGGGCGACGCGGCGUAUGGGCAAGCGCUGGAGGCGCUGGGGGUCAUGCGCGAGGAGCUGGCGGAGAUGGAGGAGCCGGAGGUGUGGAACAGUUUUGUGCGGGUGUUCAAGGGGGAGUUGCUGGGGGGCGGGCUGGGCGGGGAGAGGCGCGAGAUGUGGUGGCGGGUAAGGGGGGGGCGGUGUGGGUUGAUUGACCAGCGACUAGCGGUGGUGAGCGAGGUGUCGGAGAAGGAGGCGGAGGCGUUUUACAGGGGGUAG